Messenger RNA from Fusarium coffeatum, 981 nucleotides. RefSeq lists its product as uncharacterized. The transcript has a single exon. NCBI's taxonomy places the organism in Eukaryota, Fungi, Ascomycota, Sordariomycetes, Hypocreales, Nectriaceae. Bases 1 to 981 code for a protein of 326 amino acids. The record is from RefSeq and is a predicted model, not a curated record. Gene Ontology annotation, molecular function: arylformamidase activity.
AUGCAUUCAAUCAAGACAUCUUUUUUGUGGUCCUCAAUCCCUUGGGUAGACUCCGACUCUUACUGGUACAAGCAUAGUGUACCGUAUAUCACGGAUGCGACCUAUCUUCACACGAUAGAUGUCUGGACACCAAAGACAGCUGAACAAGCAUCAGUCCCAACAGACGACUACAUACCUAACAAAAAAGGUCCGUGGGUAGUUUAUAUCCAUGGAGGUGCUUGGCGCGAUCCUCUUGUCGACUCAUCGUCCUUUGAAGCUACCGCUCUGAAAUUGCUUCAAGACCAGGAUACCCGAAUUGCUGGGAUCGCCUCUGUCAAUUACCCACUCUCCAGCCAUCCGAAUCACCCCACGCAUCCCUCCCCGCCUAAUGAUCCCUCAGAGCCAAUUAAUGUCGCCAGAACUGCAAAGCAUCCUGAUCAUAUCAUCUCGGUACUCUCGGCUAUUGCAUUUCUCCAAGAGGAACUUGGCGUUGCCCAUGACUAUAUUCUAUCUGGACAUAGCUGUGGCGCGACGUUGACUUUUCAGGCUGUGAUGAACGCAGAUCGAUGGGCGACAGCUGGAAGUUCUGUGCCAAAGAUAAAGAAACCCUCCGUCAUUGCACCCUUGAACGGUCUCUAUGAUCUGGCUGCUUUCAUCGGCAAUCCGCCCGACACCCACAAAGCUCUCCAGCCUCUCUAUGUCGCAUUCACAAAGAACGCCUUCGGAGACAAUGCGGAAGUAUGGAAAGCUGCUUGCCCUACGGUUGUCUCCAAUUGGAUAACAGAGUGGCCCGAGGGAAAAGCUGUCUUCAUUGCGCAAAGCAAGAACGAUACCCUGGUACCAUAUUCUCAGACCGAGCUUAUGAGAGCUCACUUAAAGAGUAACUCGAAACUAGAAAUUUUCGAGAUGCCGGCAAGUGGUGACCACAAUGACUUGUGGAAGCAGGCAGAUGAGAUUGUGGAGAUCAUGAAACAGGCAAUUGGUUAUGCAAUCAGAGUGUAG